Molecule: messenger RNA, 946 nt
Organism: Haplochromis burtoni (Burton's mouthbrooder)
Lineage: Eukaryota; Metazoa; Chordata; Actinopteri; Cichliformes; Cichlidae
Product: cytoplasmic polyadenylation element-binding protein 1
Exons: 3
Coding region: 234-869 (211 amino acids)
Source: RefSeq, a predicted model, not a curated record
CCUGCCUCUGUCAGCUCGCUCGGGGAAACAAGGCUAGACACAGAGUAAGCAGCAGUAACGGCAGCAGCUGUCUUCACACUGACUCGGAGACGUGCUGUGCCUACCAGAGGGGAGUACUUCUAUCAACAAGCCAAUAGCUCCAACAGGAAUUUUUCAUUAGUUGUUAGGCAAGGAAGCGGGGAGGUGGGGGAAGCUGAUGUCAUUAGCAGGGGUGUGCGAGUGCAUCAGCAGCCAUGUCACAUGCUGCUAGGUGGGUCAGUGAUGCGGACGGAGAUGCAUGGCAGUUGCACAGGGCACAGAGGCAGCAGGUUAGCUCCGCCGUCAGCCAGGAGUCGGACCUGGCUGCAGUGGGCAGCAGGAGGAUGCUUUUCCCAAACUGCGAUGCCAUGCCUGGCUCUCAGGAGAUGUCGUUAUCCAGGAACCCGUCGGGUGUCGCAGACCUGGGCCUGGGUCUUCAGUCUCUCCGUCUGUCUGGCUGGGACAAACCUUGGAGCAGCCAGGAGGCAGAUACACACACCUCCCCAUCUCACAUUCAAACCAGCUCACCCUCCAUGUUGGGUCUACUGAACAGUCCCUUCAGUGGCCUCCUUGGAAAGCCCCCAGGCUACCUGCCCCCCGAUUCCAUGAGCAUGACGGCUGACUUUCUGGAGAAGUUUCCCGGUGUUGCUCGCAUGGCAAACCGUCUAGACUCGUGCUCCUUUUUGGACUCUCGCUCCAGCAGUCCUGAAGACUCGGAGACCAGUGGAUUCAGCUCUGGCUCGGAUCACCUGUGUGACAUGUUGGUAAGGCAGAUUACUUUUAUUCUCCAGCUUUGUGUUGGAUUGGUGGAAGGUGAAUAUCUCAAACUCCAAUCAACCCUUUUACUGUAGCAUCCAAAUCUACAGGGUGUGGCUGAAAAGAUGGGCUUAGAGUGUGAUUUGUGUGCAUGAACUUCACUUUCAUUUCU